ACAUGGAAAAUAUUAAACAAGAAAAACUGGCGCCGACCUUACCACCUCUCCACCUUUGAUCGCUUUCCUCUUCCUUCUCCCUCUCAGAUUUCUUACCAAAUCUCAUAGGCGUCGCUUGCACGAUCACCAUUUCAUAUAUGCUGAUGAUUCUCAUGAAGAUUUGAAAUAUUUAUUGGAUCUACUGAGAAGUUGUUUUGUAAAGCUUUUCCCUUUGCUCUGCUUUAAAGGGGUUUGAGAAAGAAGGGAAGGAAAAAAGGUACGCAGGCGGAUUCGUGAGGUUUUUUCAACGCCUUUCCUCAUUAAAUACAUCCUUCGGUAUGAAUUGUGGGUGAUUUGAUUCUGUUAUCACGUUUGAGGUUUUUUGAAGGCUUGGAUUGUGAUCCAGCAUUAAAGGAGGAAUUAGAUUUUCACUUUCUUUCAGUCAAUUUUCAUGGUUGAAGAACGCACUGAUUCACUGAAAGCUCCUGAGGGAAAUGAUGAGGAAAGCAGUAUCAUCAUGAGCAGUAUUACUGCUGAGAAUUCAGCUCCUCCAAUUGAUGGCCAGAGUGCUAAUGUUGUACAUCCCAGAGCAUCCAUUGGUAGCAGUUUAGUGAGAAAUUCUACCGAAAAAUCACAUUCCACCAAGAGUCAGGAUGAUGUGGUUCCUCAUUAUAUGAGGAGGUCUGCUGGUUCAUGCCAUGAUCUCUGUAAAUAUGGAAGAAAUCAUGCCUCUGAAGAAGAGGCAAAAGCAAGGGCAAGGCUGCUUCGGAAAAGAAAUGGUAGAGUGUUACCCAAUGAGCUGAUUCCUGUGCAGAUACUGGUUGCGGAUGAUAAAAAGAAGGAAAAGGUUGUUAAUGACAAGCCACCAAUACAGAACCGAAGGCAUUCACUUCCCCUGGAGCCUUCUUCUAAUACCAGAUCCAAUUCUACAAAGCAUAAGAAAUCUUUGGAGAAGGCAGAGGUUGUUACCAAGAACACAUAUUCAGCAGAUGCCAAAAAGCUUUCACUUGAUUUGCAAUCUCGUGAUGCCAAAUCAUUUCAGCGAGCAGCCAGAACGUCCUCAGAUGUGAAAACUUCUUUGCCUAGACAAAGUGCAACAGGUCUGGCUAAGCACAAGCCAAUGCCUAAGAAACUUCCCUCACCAGAGCCCCCUGAAAUUAUCAAGAGCGUUUGCUUCCCAACUGAAAAGGUUGAAGUUCCUGGAAAGAAAGUGUCAUCCGCUGAUAUUAAAGCCCAAAAAUUAGAGAAAAAGACAGCUGUUCCAGCGAAGCAUCACUAUUCUUCUUUGAAGGUCAAGGUUAAACCAUCAUUGUCUUCAGAAAAGCCGGAUGCAAGUGGAAAAGAGAAAAGAAACAAUAUUUCUGGGACAGGGAAAAAUUUAGCUGCGUUAAAGGCAUCCACAAAGAAAGUAUUGUCCCCUAAACUCUCUACUGUCAAGAUAGCACCUAUCAAAUUGAGAAAAGAUGGAACUCCAAAAUUGGUCUCUCCUCUGAAAGACAAAAAUAAGCUGCCCCGUGCCAAGACUAGAGCAUCCAUUGAUGGGAAGGUUUCUGAGAAAACCUUGCAUGUCAUCAAGACAGAAACUGAAAACAAUAUCCCCGAGUCAAUCCCCGAUGAUCAUGCCAUUUCCAUAUUACCAUCUCUACCAACUGAAGCAUUGGUUGAUACAAAUUCUUCGUCAUUGGCUUCUAAUGAAGUGGAUGUGGGAGUAAUUAAGCACAUUAAUGUUGAAGCUGCCAAAUUCGCCUCUGGCAGUCAUGAGUCUCCAAAACAUGUGGAGGAAAAUCAUAACAAGACUCCUAGAAAGGGCAGAGUGGCUGUAUCUGAUGUCAGGCAUGGAUCUCCUGUAAAAUUGAAGUUCAAAACUGGGAAGGUCGUCGACUUGAAGUCAGAUAAUUACAGUCCAAGGAAACUGAGAUUUAGGAGGGCAAGAGUCCUCGCCACCGAAGAUAGCAAGGGGUCGAUGGGGAGAACCUUGCGAAAGGGAGGAGCCAAUGAUAAAACAGGAACUACUGCUAGCAGUUCCUCUGUAAAGGUUGUCUUAAAACAUCAAGACGUGCAGGACAAGAAGGAUGCUCAGUGUUUAUUCAACAAUGUGAUUGAAGAAACAGCAAGCAAACUUGUCGAAAGCAGGAAAAGCAAAGUAAAGGCCCUGGUGGGAGCUUUUGAAACAGUCAUUUCUCUCCAGGAGAGCUAACCGUCUGAACAUCUCAUCCCAUUCAUGACAAAAUUUAGGCGAAAACAGUACAUUUACUUAAAAAUUCCUAAAACUGCUAAUCUUUUUUUCUGUGGUGGUUAGUGUUGGAAGGUGUGGAAUGUUGUGCUGAGUGGUUUUGGUGUGCGUUCUAAAUCAAUUGCUAGGGAUGCUUGUUCUUUCUUUUCUCUUUGAUUUUAUAGAGAGAGAGAGAGAGAGAGAGGGGAAAUGUUGGUUCUUUUCUAUAAUGUUUACAGGGCUUGUACUGAUUUUCUUGAUGGUUGGUUUGGUUUAAAAAGCUCUAUAAUGAUGUUUGGUGUGUA
Molecule: messenger RNA, 2496 nt
Organism: Andrographis paniculata
Lineage: Eukaryota; Viridiplantae; Streptophyta; Magnoliopsida; Lamiales; Acanthaceae
Exons: 3
Coding region: 431-2176 (581 amino acids)
Molecular function (GO): calmodulin binding
Source: RefSeq, a predicted model, not a curated record